AUGGUAACAGAAGCACUUCCAGUAGGUUGUACUUCCUGUCCAGAAAAAAAAGAACCCACCCCUCGGAGGCCUAGUACAAGUAAAUCGUUCAGAUCCUCGGAACCUUCUCUAAAUACAAAUGCGCAUACUUCACAUGGAACGAAUUCCAUUGUUUCCGAGCCAGACGUUACGGCAAGUCGGCCAGCUCUUCAUGUAAACUCAAGUCCUUCGAAUGCGCCAAAUACAGCGGGUUCCGCGGGUGAAACACCUCCUCAAAGUCCCAGAGUACCUACUUUGCAAAAUACACAAAACACGACAAACCAAUUGCGACGCGAUUCGAGCUUUCGCAAAACAUAUCCAAGUGAAAAGCCAGGUCCAUGCGAGAAUUGCGCUCUUACUUUACCUAAGAAGACCAAGGAUGAUAUGCCCGCAAGCCCUAAACCUUCAGGGACUGGCAAACUCGAUAAUGGUCCAAUACUGCGAACAAGGAAGCCUUAUGAGCGAAUUGCAGGUCAGAGCACCCCUCCCAAGUCUGCAUCCUCAGAUUCAGACGAUUCGGAAUGCGCAAUCCAAAAAGAAGAACGGGAAGAGCAGCACCAGGCGCGGAGACUCUCGAUCAAAAGAUCCGACACAUCUCCUCCUACCUAUACCACCAGAGAAUUCCUUUCGCAUAACCACUUCGUUGACUAUACAUCAACGCAUGAACCUCUACAGCCCACUUCUUUCUCCAUUAUCCGGCAAUCUUGUCUUCGUACUCUCUCAUGUGAAACCCUUCCACCAACCUCAAAUCCCACACCCAAUUCCACAACCUCGUCCCCCUUUAUCUCCAGUUUCUCCUCUCACCUCACAUCUUCCACAACUACCUCAUCUGGCGGCCCAAUCUUCUUUGGCGAUCCAAUGGCUGGUUACACCACCGCAUAUAUAUUUCGCAUUCCUGAUCCCUCUGCUCGUGGCCGACGUCGAGUCUAUGCUUUAAUCGCCCUCUCCACUCAAAAAGAACGCAUGGCCAUGCGCACUUUUUCCUUCCUCGACGCUGCCUUCCGUGAUCUCGCAGAUUGGAUUGCACGCCUCGCUGAUGAAGAACUGGCACGUUCUGAAUCAGCACUCCAAUCCCCUAGACCUGGCGAUGAGAAAAAUGGCAAUGGGAAUGGCAGUGGUCCGUUUGGAGGUGGCGGUACGAUAACCACACCUACUUCAUCUUUCUUAAGAGGUGGUAAUAGAGGACCAGAUAGUAGAAUGGCUGGUGCGAGUUUGAAAGGAAGAGGCUUGGCUGAGUUGGUGGGAUUGCCUGAUUUUUUCAUCGAGUUGCAUAGUAGAUUUGUGAGAUUGUUGGCGGAGAUUGAAAGACCGAGAUAA
This is a messenger RNA of Botrytis fragariae, 1335 nucleotides long. RefSeq lists its product as uncharacterized. Gene Ontology annotation, biological process: positive regulation of TORC1 signaling; positive regulation of GTPase activity. The transcript has a single exon. Gene Ontology annotation, cellular component: cytosol. The record is from RefSeq and is a predicted model, not a curated record. Gene Ontology annotation, molecular function: GTPase activator activity. NCBI's taxonomy places the organism in Eukaryota, Fungi, Ascomycota, Leotiomycetes, Helotiales, Sclerotiniaceae. The coding region runs from base 1 to 1335 and encodes 444 amino acids.